Messenger RNA from Cokeromyces recurvatus, 1245 nucleotides. RefSeq lists its product as uncharacterized. The transcript has 3 exons. The record is from RefSeq and is a predicted model, not a curated record. Lineage: Eukaryota; Fungi; Mucoromycota; Mucoromycetes; Mucorales; Mucoraceae. The coding region runs from base 202 to 1245 and encodes 347 amino acids.
UACGAUUAAAAGAAUUUUAUUUAAAAAUUAAAAAAUGACCAAUGAGCACAUAGCAUUUAUAUAUGCUGUUUUGUCCUGGUCAGAUCGCUAUGGAAAAAAAAAGGAAAGAGAAACCCUUUUGGGAUAAAAGGGAAAAUGUUAAAGUGUAUGUAUAAGUGAUGAUAAUUAACUAUCAGAAAAUCGUUGUUGUAUUGAAAGAAGAUGAUGGUCAGAGGGUUCAGGGAUUUGGGGGUGAAGCAAGAUAGUCCAUCUCCAAGCAGAAUUGCACAUAUAGAAGGCCAGCGUAUAAGCCAGGCAUCAAUUGAUUUUCUCACUUUCUUUGUAUGGGAUGUUGAUGCGAAUCCUAUUGCUCACUUAAAAGCAUAUUAUAAAUUAGCUGAUUUGUGUGAACGUUUAGGUUCCAAAUUAUUCACAUGCUUCCCAUUGAGACGAACUCAUAUACCAUGUUAUAUUCCCCAAAGACCAAAACUAGAUAAAAACCUUAUUUGGGUAAAAGUCGUCAACAUUUCCCGCAAGGCCCUAAACGAUCAAGGUGAUGCAAUGUCACUCAAGUUUCGUGGAAUGAUCCAUACAGAUGGUAUUGGGGUCUCGAUAUUGAAACAAAACAAGGAAACCAGCAAGGGUGGCACAAAAAACACCAGUAAACGUUUGCAAACAGACUAUAACGAGUUUCAAUAUAUCGAUACAACCAGCAAUCAAAGGACUAAGGAGACAAAGUCAAGGAAAUUUAGGAAAUUUCGUCAGCAAAAUAAGCCCAAGUCAGUCAGUGAUUUGGAGAAGCCUUUGACUACGCAUUCCACUUCGACAAUUGAUCCCCAGAAGUACUCUAGAAAUUUAGAAGCAAGACGGGAUGCAAGUGAUCUCCUUUCAAACUAUUAUCAAAGUGAUUAUCUUGGAUCACUUCCUUUCAGGAAAAUAAAGCUUUCCUCUUAUAUCAAUAGGAAACAAUCAGACGCCCGUCUGGCAAAGACGUUAAAGCAAAAAUUCGGUGAUGACUGUGUAUUUGUCCUUGGCAACUGGUCCGUCAGUAAUACAAAAUAUCACGAACCUAUCAGAGGUGUUGGUAUGAGGAGGAUGUUGAAGAAAGAAGGGUUACAAGUAUACUUGCUGGACGAAUAUAAGACGUCGUCGUUCUGCCCCAAAUGUAAAAAUAGGAGGUUGGAAAAAUUUUCUCAUGUCAAGAACCCUCGACCGCAUAUGCGAGGCAAGUAUCCAGUAGUUGAGUGCCACGUCGUGUUUCGGUAA